This is a messenger RNA of Lactuca sativa (garden lettuce), 1342 nucleotides long. RefSeq names its product myb family transcription factor MOF1. Gene Ontology annotation, molecular function: DNA-binding transcription factor activity; DNA binding. The record is from RefSeq and is a predicted model, not a curated record. NCBI's taxonomy places the organism in Eukaryota, Viridiplantae, Streptophyta, Magnoliopsida, Asterales, Asteraceae.
AAAUAACAGUUGAAUUUGUAAAGCCUGAGGAGAAGAGAACCAGAUCACGUAUCAGAAUCCCUCGUGAACAGAAUUUUCGUUUGCAGGGGGUAAUAUUUUCACCCACCCGAACUAACCGGUUCAUUACAAACCAUUUUAUUACUACUAUCAUCUCCCUCCACCUACAUUGACAAAGAGAAAGAGAAGAUCAUUUUCUCUGUUGAAUGAUUCUUGAGCUUCACAUCUGUUAAAACUUCUUAAAUCAACAAAUUCAGCAAGAUCUAUUUUCUUUUCCAUAGAGAUCAAGAGACAUAAAUAUACGUAGAGAGAGAGAGAGAGAGAGAGAGAGAGAGAGAGAGAGAGAUGGGGGGUUGUGAGAGGAAUGGAACAGUGAGGCAAUACAUAAGAUCAAAAGUGCCAAGACUCAGAUGGACUCCUGAUCUUCAUCGUUGUUUUGUUCAUGCCAUUCACACACUUGGUGGUCCGAAUAAAGCAACACCUAAGCUUGUUCUUCAGACGAUGGAUGUAAAGGGUCUCACUGUUUCCCAUGUUAAAAGUCAUCUUCAGAUGUAUAGAAGCAUGAAGAACGAUGUUGUAACACGAGAUGAUGAGAUUCACAGAUCCACUGGAUUAAACAGAAAACAGUCUCUUGAGGAUCAACAUGAUGGGUGCAUUGAUCAUGAGAUUUAUUUACAUCCAUCCAUUCAAGAAUCUAAUCCUCACUUCAUUUACCAUCCCUUCGCUGUCCCUUCCAAAAGAGGUAGAAUGGAGACAAGGAUGCAUGGAUACUCUGAAAUAAGAAUAAAGGGAAAGGAAGGCGUUGGUGAUCACAAAUGGCAGCAGCCUCAUUCCUUUUCUAUUCCACAUUUUCACUCGAAUCCCUCCUUUAACCAUCUAAGAGAAUCUGACUUCCUAAAGAAUUCCAAACUAGAAAUUGCUGAACAUGGAAUGCUCAGUGGGAUGAAACUUGAGAAAGCAAGAAAUAUUCAAGAGGUCGACCAGCCUGAUGACUGUGGAUUAUCGUUAUCACUAUCAUUGCAACAUCCCUUAGUCCAGAUGAGCAAUGGUUCCUUGUCAAGUGAAAUCAGCGAGACACAUUCAAGGCAGAAUACAAGUGAUCACUCUUCAAACAAAUGUAGUGUUAAUCUAGAUCUAUCUAUUGCUCUAUGUCAGUGAUGUAUGCAAGCGUUUUUUCUUAAAAAGAUUAUGUCCCUAAGCUUUUAACAUGUUUGUGGGUUACAAGUAAGUAGAGAUGCAAAAAAGGUUCAAAAUGCAAAAAAUUGAUUAGAAUAUGAACGGGCUAGUCAAGUAUAGGCCCUUUUUCCCCAAACCAUGUAUAUUUAGAUUACUUUGAAUGCUCUUA